UCAUAGAGUUUCGCUCAGUCGGUCCUCAGCGGAGCGAGUGGAGCUGUGAAAGUCGGAUCAGCUGCUGAUUCAGAGCCGUGAUAUGAUAGAAACAGAGAAGCUUCCAGCGUCGCUUUAUUGCCUCCUGCUUCUGCUCUCUGGAGUCUCCUCUUACACUGAGUUCGAGAUCUCAGUGCCCAGUGGUGGUCAGGUUGGGGUUUAUGGGCAGUCCGUGGUUCUGUCCUGCAGCUUUCCCACCGGAGGCUCCUGGGAUGUGAGCAGCAGCGUGAUCACAUGGCAGCGUGGCCUGGAGGUGGUCCACAGCUUCUACCACAGCCAAGACCAGCUGGACCGACAGGAUCCGCACUAUGCCAACCGCACCAGCCUGUACCACCAGGAGAUGGCGAAGGGAAAUGCAUCACUCAGGCUGGACCGGGUCACCCUGGAGGAUGAUGGAAUAUACACCUGUUCGGUCAGCACACAGAUCGGCAGCCAGAAGAAAAGCUUCAGACUGAAAGUAGCAGCCUUCUACCCGGAGCCUCAUCUGCACAUCAACCUGUUGAGUAAUGGGCAGGUGGACCUCCUGCUGACAUCACAGGGAGGUUACCCCUCCCCCUCACUGCAAUGGCUGAUGGGAAACAUGGAGGACGUCACAGAGGAGACGCAAACGCAGCUGGAGCAGGACCAACACACCAGGCUCUACAGCAUCAACAGUAAACUCAACCUCACACGGGGCACCAACUCCUCCAUCACCUUCAUCUUGAAGAACCAAGAUCUGGGGCAGGAGAUCAGACGGAACAUCGACCUGUUCUUAGAAGACAGAGCUGGCGGUCCACUAUCAGGAGACAGGGGACAUUAUGUUCUCCUUGGAGCUCUGAUCACUCUCCUCACAGCCGGCCUAGCAGUGUUAAUUAUCUUUUUCCUCAGACGACGGACACAGAAAAGCACAACAAAAACAUUAUUCAGAGCCUCCGCUGACGAAGAGCAAUCCAUAAACCACCAAAAUGGAAAACCACCGCAUUGAGUUUGUUAUUUUCUCGCCUUGGAUGAAGAGACUGUAUCACUGCAGUGUCAUCACUCUGACCAACGAUGGACAUUUAGAGCGGAGAUGGUGAUCGGUCAUUUGCACCGUCUGAAAGAAGCCAUGCAUCAAGUCCAUUUUAUACCGCACUGCUAACAGUCCUGUGUUACACAUUUCAUGUCUUUUUUGGUGUUUUCUGUGAGUGACAUGCCAGAGAUUUCCAUCUAGAAGCGCUUUAUAAAACCAUCCUUCAGGGCUCCGUUGCUCAGUCAAGGUCCGUCAGUCCUGAACACCUUGUUUUCCUGCUGCAGCUGAUGUAAGCUAGUCUAGUGCUCGUCAGUCUUUAGAGGAGUCAAAUGUUUGUUCAGAGCAGCAGUAAGAUUUGAUUGGCAGCUAAAGGAUUUUCAUUUGUCUGCUCAAAGUGGAAGUUAAUGACACGUCAGUGCAGCCUGUAUUAAAGUGUAAAAUGAUGCACAUUUAUGAAAUUUCAGCAGAGAAAAGCGAAAGAUGUUGUGUUUCCAUCCACUACAGUAAUGUGAAGAAGCCUUAGACGGCGCCGGUGAUGAGGAGCUGCACUGAAACAAACAGGAUGGAGAGAUUUAACUGUUUUGGUCUGGUAGAAUCACCUUUACAGCCUUUUGCAGUUUUAUUAUUUUUUAUUUUUUUGUGAGCUGAAAUCUCCCACCAUUAGGUUGUCUAAAGUGACCUUUGAAAAGCUCCGCGCUGCGAUCGGUUCGUCUGUAGGAAUCACAGAACCAUGAGAAUUACAGCUUGAUAGUCAUCGUUUAUUCGAAAAACACUUUUUUCCAUCACUCUUUUUUGCAUUUCAGCUUUAGAGAUAUUCUAAAAUUUUUACCUUGUCCUAGCUUAAAACUCUUUUUAUAAUAAUUGGGUGUUUUUUUUUACAUUUUGGACCUUCUUGAUUCCAUCUAUUUGAUUUUCUAAAUUCACAAAAAACUGGUGGAUGGAAACCUCAAAAACACUGUUUUUGAUACUGAAUAGGAAAAAUCAGCUAAAUAAGCCAAACACAAGCCACCUACAAAAUAGUAGUUGCUGCCAUUUCAGAUGAAUGUUGCGCUGCUGUUUAUCUGUUUAUCUAUCUAAAAAUGUGCCUUACCUCAGCAAAUGAGGUAUGAAUUAAGUUAAUUUGUAUUUCUAUUGUAUUAUUCCUUUUUAGAUGCUAACUCAUUCAUAGACAUUCUGAACAAUUACAUUUUUUGAAUGUUUAUUUUUUUGAAUGUAGUCACCGAUUAUGUGGACUGUAUAAUACAGUCACUGCACUGAAAUACAGCACUGAUCAGU
This is a messenger RNA of Colossoma macropomum (tambaqui), 2302 nucleotides long. RefSeq lists its product as uncharacterized. The coding region runs from base 83 to 1003 and encodes 306 amino acids. The record is from RefSeq and is a predicted model, not a curated record. Gene Ontology annotation, biological process: cell surface receptor signaling pathway; positive regulation of T cell proliferation; negative regulation of T cell proliferation. Gene Ontology annotation, cellular component: external side of plasma membrane. The transcript has 4 exons. NCBI's taxonomy places the organism in Eukaryota, Metazoa, Chordata, Actinopteri, Characiformes, Serrasalmidae.